This is a messenger RNA of Amaranthus tricolor (Joseph's coat), 1718 nucleotides long. RefSeq names its product cytochrome b561 and DOMON domain-containing protein At4g12980-like. The transcript is spliced from 3 exons. Bases 248 to 1387 code for a protein of 379 amino acids. The record is from RefSeq and is a predicted model, not a curated record. Lineage: Eukaryota; Viridiplantae; Streptophyta; Magnoliopsida; Caryophyllales; Amaranthaceae.
AACAUCCCAACAAUAUAAAAAGCACUCAAUAACAGUAUUCACUCUCACUCAUUACAUUAACAUGAGCAUGGCAAAUCCCAUAACUCUUUUUUUCACAACUUUUAUGUGGCAAUUCCUAAUUGGCUAUCUCAUCCUAUCCCUUAAUUCUCUCCCUCCUAUUUAACUCCAUCCUUCACCCUCCCAACUUUCCCAAAUUCCUCUCAAAUUAAAAGGCCAUUACUUUACUCUUCUUUUCUUCAUUUCAUCAAUGGCUUCCUUGAUUCUCUCUUUAUUCAUCAUUUUAAAUUCAAUUUCUCUUUCUUUUUCCUCAACAUGCACAUCCCCAAAACUCACUUCUUCUUUUACAUCAUGCAAUGAACUCCCAUCUCUUGGUUCUUCCCUUCAUUAUUCAUAUAACCCAACAAAUAAAUCACUUUCCGUUGCUUUUACUGCAACCCCUUCUUCUCCUAAUGGUUGGGUUGCUUGGGGAAUUAACCCCACUUCAACUGGUAUGGGUGGUACUCAAGCAAUUCUUGCUUUUAGAAAUUCUGAUGGUUCAAUGUCUGUUAAAACUUUCGAUAUUUCAUCUUAUUCCUCAAUUGUUCCUGGGAAAUUGUCAUAUCAAGUGUAUGACAAAAAAGCAGUCUUUAAUUCUGCAGAUGGGUCUAUAACCAUUUUUGCAACAAUUGAAAAUCAUGGUGGGAAAAAUAACCAUGUUUGGCAAGUGGGUCCCUCAGUUACUAAAGAUUUUCCUGAUAAACAUGACUUUAAGCCUGCAAAUCUCAAUGCAAAAGGUGUUCUGGAUUUGUCUGUUUCUGGUGGUGAUAGUGGCAGUAGUACAGCUUCACCAAGUUCAAGUGAUCCAAUCACUAAGAAGAAAAAUACUCAUGGAAUAUUGAAUGCUAUUAGUUGGGGACUAUUGUUUCCAGUUGGAGCUAUUAUAGCAAGAUAUGUGAGAACAUUUGAGUCUGCAGAUCCUGCUUGGUUUUAUGUUCAUGUUACUUGCCAAAUAUCUGGAUAUGCUAUUGGUGUUGCUGGCUGGGCCACCGGUCUUCAACUCGGGAGUAAGUCAGUAGAGAUUGUUAAUAAGAGCCAUCGCUACAUUGGGAUCGCCCUCUUUGCCCUUGCUACUCUACAGAUAUUCGCACUGUUUCUAAGACCCAAGAAAGAGCAUAAGUUGAGAUUUUACUGGAACAUCUAUCACCACAGUAUUGGAUACGCCAUUAUCAUCCUCGGAAUCAUCAAUGUAUUCAAAGGCCUAACAAUACUCGACCCUGCAAAGAAAUGGAAAUCCACAUAUGUUAGCAUUCUUAUCGUGUUAGGAGGCAUUACUGUGUUGCUCGAAGUCUUUACUUGGGUCGUGGUUUUACUUAGGAGAUCUAGUCGAUCCACCAAGCCAUACGCUUAAUGAAUUACUCGACUUGUUGGAUCAUCGGUGGCGUCUCCCUCCACACAAUAGUAAGAAGUGCGAGAGGCUUCUACUGUUAAUUUGUACCAGAGGCUAUUUUUAUUUGUGCUUCUUGCUUGUGUUUGUGUAUAUUGGCUUUGAAAUAGUACGCUGUAUCUGUAUAUGCACUCUAAUUGAGUGGAAUUAUUUGUAUUUUUGUUAGUUGGAUUUAGGCUAAAUUCAGAAAGAUGCAGUCUUUGCUCCAUCUGUGUGUGUAAAUGAGUAUGCCAAAUUCUAUCUUUUAUGAAAUUGUUGGAUUCCAGUUUUCUGAUAGUGCUGGUUUCUUUUCUGA